Erigeron canadensis is the source of this 1563-nucleotide messenger RNA. RefSeq lists its product as uncharacterized. The transcript has a single exon. NCBI's taxonomy places the organism in Eukaryota, Viridiplantae, Streptophyta, Magnoliopsida, Asterales, Asteraceae. The coding region runs from base 1 to 1563 and encodes 520 amino acids. The record is from RefSeq and is a predicted model, not a curated record.
AUGGUUCCAUGUAAAUAUUUCACUCUGAAUGCCGCUUCUCUCUCUGUGAUAGCUGUCGCAAUGAAGCUACCCAUGGAUCUAAAUAAUCCAAUGUCAGGCUUUGCAGACCGGGCUGCAAAGGUUGUAAGCAUGGGAUUUAUGAUCACCAUGAUGGCCAACUUAUUGCCUUCACUGGCAUCCAUGGAUGGCAAGGAACUUGUCACAAACAUCAUAGCUUUGGGUGUUUUGGUAAUCACCAUGGUUGUGAAUGUUUGCAUUCAGAUACACACUGGUGUUGUAGGCUUACAGUUCUUUCCUUUAAUGGCAAACAUUGAUGUGUUUAUGUUAUUGUUGAUGCUUAUGAUAUAUACGAGUUCAGCGUUAACAAUUCUGAAAUCUAAACAAAUACUGGAGUCAAAAUACCAAUAUAGUCAUGAAAAAGCUUUGAAUGAGCUAGCAGAGCAACAACCAGGACGACUAACGGUUAAGAAUCUAAAGCAACAUGUGACCAACCAUUGGAUCAUGGCAGAAACUGGAAGCCCCCAAUUCAUGGUAGUGUGCUCUGCUACAAACUCUGCUGCUGGGGUAAUUUGCACUAUAAGCACUGUUCUAUAUGUAUCUGUUGUUGUUAUAAUAUUGAUAUUCAACAGUCAACAGCUUAUAUGGGAUUGUGUGUCUGAUUAUAAGUGGUCGACUUCAGUAAUCCUCCUAAUGCAAUUUCUAGGGAUACUUACGGGUUCAAUUGCUCCCAUUUCUAGAUGUUUUGCAUCUUUAAACUCAAAGUUUUCCAGAAAAUGGAUUUGUAGUCAUAUCAAUGUCUUUAAAGUAGAGAGCUACUGUACACAAAAGCUAUACGAUUGGAAACAGAGCAGUAUACCACUUUCAUUUAAAAGCCGGAGAUACAAAACUGUGAUUCACAAUAUGAAAGUACUAAUUCUUAGUUUUUGUAUAGGACUUCAGAUGGCAAUUGUGGUAGCAUGCAAGAUGGCAUCAUUGAUCCUAAUACUUUUUGUAAUUUGUGUUUUGUUCUGUUGGAAGUGGUCGAUGGCCAUGUUUAGUGCCUUAGGUUUUCUUUUGGGAAAAGAGCGUCAGCAAUUACAACAAAACGAACAUCCGACGCGGUAUAUUUUGCAACUACAAGAUGAUGUGCAGCUUGCUGAUAGAACGAUGAAAGCCAUGUUAAAUUCUGUGAACCACUUGAUCCAAAAGGCUGAAAGUCAAAAACCUGUCGAUCUAAUGAAGCUUCUAAACGGAUCUAGCGGUUAUGAAGGAGUUGGAAUGUAUGACAUGCAUCAACUUCCACCUUUAACUGCAGAUAAAUAUUUAGAUUGUUGGAGCUUAACAGUGGUAAAUUUGACAACCAUUGCCAUUUCUCUUCCUAACAUCCAGAAAGACAUAGUUCAUAAGUUGCUGAGUGGUGUGAGUGAAGGUCUUAAAUAUGUCACACAUGUUGAAGAAGGCCUCAAUUCUACUGAUAAUUAUGUAAACCUUCAUAAGGCGUCUAAAAUGUUGUGGCUAGAAGUUGAAGUGUACUGCACAUGGUUAGGAAACAACCUGCAAAAGGUUGCUACUCAAGUACAUUAA